AGAUAGGCCAAAAUGGACUAGCCAGGCUUGCUUUUCCACCUCAACAAUUAUAUAAAAAGUGGGUCCUUUCCUUUAUUUCCCUCCAUUCCGAAGAUGGAGAAGGAGGAGGAGGGUGGUUUUACGCGACUUGCCUCAUUCGUCUGCGAUUGCGAGCCUUUGACGGAGGAUGACCUGGAAGCCAUCGAUGCCUCUCUUUCCAAUAACAAAAAACGUCCAUUCAACGAUCACACUCACACUCCUCGUCGUCGCUUGCCCAAAUCGCUUAUCGCUCUUCAACACCCAAACGCUUCUUCUUUCUCGCCCCAUCCCCGUCCAUGCGAUUCAAGAAUGACAUUGCCUGUAAUGAAGUUUAGUGGUCAAAUUUCUUAUAGCAGGACUUUUGAUGCUGUAGAGAAAGCUGCAACAAAGCUCUUACAAAUUCUCCAAGAAAAAACGACCGACAUGAUGCAAACUGCAAUUGGAUUUGACAUUGAGUGGAAACCCACCUUCAGAAAAGGUGUUCCUCCCGGAAAGGUAGCAGUGAUGCAGAUAUGUGGUGACACUAGACAUUGUCAUGUUCUACAUCUAAUUCAUUCUGGAAUCCCUCAAAAUUUACAGCUUUUGCUUGAAGAUCCCACAGUCUUGAAGGUUGGAGCUGGGAUUGAUGGUGAUGCUGUGAAGGUUUUUAGAGAUUAUAACAUAUCUGUUAAAGGUGUGACGGAUCUUUCUUUUCAUGCUAAUCAAAAGCUUGGUGGAGAUCAUAAGUGGGGUCUUGCAUCGUUGACUGAAAAACUUCUAUCAAAACAGCUUAAAAAGCCCAACAAAAUAAGACUGGGAAAUUGGGAGGCUCCUGUUUUGUCAAAGGAGCAACUAGAGUAUGCUGCAACAGAUGCUUUUGCUUCUUGGUGUCUUUAUCAGGCGAUUAAAGAUCUCCCGGACGCCCAGAAAGUCACUGACAGAAGUGGCCAAGUUGAUGCUGUACCGCAAGAAUGACUACAUCUUUAGUGUGUAUUGAAUUUCAUUUCUAUUAAAUAUUAAUCAUUUGUCAUGUACUAAUUAUCUGUUGUAAUCUGUAAAAAUAAAAAAUCUGUUGUAACAUUUUAUUUUUGCUGCUUGGACACCCAUAGGAGAGUGAAAAUCCCCUUUUGGGAGUAAGAUAAGAAAAUAGAAAGGAAUAGAUAAAAUGGCUGAUGUGAUUAAAAAACGAUGGACAUGAUGUCUAUUGGGCG
This is a messenger RNA of Glycine soja, 1208 nucleotides long. Its product is annotated as Werner Syndrome-like exonuclease. The transcript has 6 exons. Gene Ontology annotation, molecular function: nucleic acid binding; 3'-5' exonuclease activity. Gene Ontology annotation, biological process: nucleobase-containing compound metabolic process. The record is from RefSeq and is a predicted model, not a curated record. NCBI's taxonomy places the organism in Eukaryota, Viridiplantae, Streptophyta, Magnoliopsida, Fabales, Fabaceae. Bases 94 to 972 code for a protein of 292 amino acids.